UGUCCUGUGUUAAUGGGUUGCAGUAGUUACCUGAGCACAGGCGCUUCUGGACUGUGUCACCUCAGUCUCUGAUCACACAGGCUUAAAUGAUAUUGCUGGAGCUCUCGUUUGAAAAUGAGGAGCCGUGGUGUGAUUAAAGGACUGGGUUACCUCGGCACUGUUGCACUCCUGCUGUACAUGGUGUCGUAUGUCAUUUUCUCCAGACAUCAGCAGAGCUCCACAGACAGCAGCAGAGUACAGAGGGCAGCCGAUGAAAGUAUUUUAAAGAAGCUGGAGGGAAUCGAGCAAAGGGUGAGAGAAAUAGUGGAGUCUUUGGAGCAGAAUCAGAAAAGACAACAGAGUGGAGCAGAAGAGAAGCCGAAGCAACCGGAGCCAAAGAAGAAGGUGGCUCAUAAAAAGUUGUUCCCCAACUCAUAUCUCUUCUCCAAGUGGGGUGAUGAUCUGUCAGAGGAGGAGCAGAAGGAGGCAGAGCAGCUCUUUGUAAAUUUUGGCUACAAUGUGUUCCUCAGUGACAGACUGCCCCUCAACAGGAGCCUGCCGGACACUCGAGACCCCAAAUGUGCUACUAAGGUUUAUCCAAAGGAGCUCCCAACAAUCAGUGUGGUUCUGAUCUACCUGGAUGAGGCUCUGUCCAUCAUACAGAGAGCCAUACGCAGCAUCAUCGACAGAACACCUCCUCACCUCCUCAAGGAAAUCGUACUGGUGGACGACCACAGCACUAAUGAGGACCUCAAGGGGAAGCUGGAUGAAUAUAUUUUCUCAAUUCAUCAAGAGAGGCCUGAUUUAAUUAAGAGAGUGAGACACCAAGAGCGACUUGGCUUAGCACACACACGCAUUUCAGGAUGGGAGGCAGCUGUUGGUGAUGUUGUGGCCAUUUUGGAUGCCCACAUUGAGGUGCAUAAGCAAUGGGCAGAGCCACUGCUGGCUAGAAUCAAAGCCGACAGGACGGUUGUGGUGUCUCCCGUGUUUGACAGAGUGAAUUACGACACCCUUGACGUGGUUACAUACGAAGCAGCCGCCCAUGCUUUUGACUGGCAGCUCUGGUGCAUGUAUGAGUCCUUCAGGCCAGAGUGGUACAAACUUGACGACAAGUCAGAGCCAGGAAAGAGUCCAUCUGUCAUGGGGAUCCUUGUGGCCGACCGGUUAUUCUUGGGAGAGAUCGGAGUGCUGGACAAAGGAAUGCAGGUGUACGGAGGCGAGAACGUAGAGCUUGGAAUACGAGUUUGGACCUGUGGAGGAAGCAUUGAAGUGGUGCCGUGCUCCAAGAUCGCCCACAUUGAGAGGUCACAUAAGCCAUAUGCACGAGACCUGAGCGUGCCAUUGAAAAGAAAUGCGCUAAGGGUGGCUGAAGUCUGGAUGGAUGAGUUUAAAACUAACGUUCUUGUUAGCUGGAAUCUGCCCUUAGAGAAUCAUGGAAUUGAUAUAGGGGACGUGACAGAGAGGAAGAAGCUGAGAGAGAAAUUAAAAUGUAAGCCCUUCAAGUGGUACAUGGACAAUGUGUAUCCUCAGCUUGACACCUGGGAGGACCUAGUCGCCUAUGGUGUUAUGCAGAAUGACCUAUCAGGCCAAUUCUGUAUUGAUCAGGGACCCGUUCCAGGGAGUGUACCUAUUCUGUACCAGUGCCAUUUCUAUGGCCCUCAGAUCUGUUACUACAGGCUGAGUGGAGAGAUUUACAUUGGAGGCAUCAAAUCUCAUAAGUACAAUAGCAAUCGUUGCCUGGUGGAUCCUGGUGAGGGACAUGUACCUGGACUGCAUGACUGUAAAUUAGCCAAGGAGAAAGGGUUCCACAUGUACUGGAACUUUAAACAGGGUCAGGCAGUAAGGAACAGACACACAAAUAGAUGUCUUGAGAUUGCCCAAGGACGAGAUUCAUAUUACCAGCUUGUCAUUCAGACAUGCAGUGGGCAACACUGGAGGAUACAACACCUCAUAAAAGACUUUUAACCAGCUUGCAAUGGCCUCAUCUUGUUCAAAGAUCAACGCAAUGUCUGCUACGGUUUUGACUUGCCAAUGACAUCCAAAUAAAGAUGCCA
This is a messenger RNA of Colossoma macropomum (tambaqui), 2033 nucleotides long. RefSeq names its product probable polypeptide N-acetylgalactosaminyltransferase 8. Gene Ontology annotation, cellular component: Golgi apparatus. The record is from RefSeq and is a predicted model, not a curated record. The transcript has 11 exons. The coding region runs from base 115 to 1944 and encodes 609 amino acids. Lineage: Eukaryota; Metazoa; Chordata; Actinopteri; Characiformes; Serrasalmidae.